Pyrus x bretschneideri (Chinese white pear) is the source of this 1053-nucleotide messenger RNA. RefSeq names its product flavonol 4'-sulfotransferase-like. Gene Ontology annotation, cellular component: cytoplasm. The transcript has a single exon. The record is from RefSeq and is a predicted model, not a curated record. Gene Ontology annotation, biological process: sulfation. Lineage: Eukaryota; Viridiplantae; Streptophyta; Magnoliopsida; Rosales; Rosaceae. Gene Ontology annotation, molecular function: sulfotransferase activity. Bases 1 to 1053 code for a protein of 350 amino acids.
AUGGCUCCAGGUGAUCGAGAAGUAGAGGAAAACAAGAUGAUUGUCCCCGAAAAUUUAGAAGAAAUGCUAUCAACUCUCCCGAAAGAAAAAAGCUGGGGAGCUGGUGGGUGUUUCUACAAAUACCAAGGGUUUUGGUAUUCCAGCGUUUGGCUUUUAGGUACCAUUUGGGCACAACAAUGCUUCAAGGCUAGAGAGACUGACUUUCUCUUGGCAUCGUCUCCAAAGUCGGGCACAACCUGGAUGAAGGCCCUCAUGAUUGCUAUCGUAAACCGAAAGCACCAUGGAUCACUGUCAUCAUCAUCUCAUCCGCUGCUCAUCAAAAAUCCACAUAACUGCGUACCCUUCUUAGAAGUACGCGACCAAGAGCACAUGAUUGGAUCCAAUCCGAUCACGUACCUAGACUCUCUUCCUGCAGCAUCACCUAGGUUGCUUUCAACCCACAUUCCAUACUCAUCGUUACCAAAAUCCGUUUUGGCCGGUCGGAUUGUGUACAUUGCUAGGAACCCUAAAGAUGUUUUUGUUUCCUUCUGGAAAUUUUCGGAGCAGUUUGCGUCAAAAAAUAACCAAAAACUUCAAGAGUCACCAAGUAUUUCUAUGGAAGAGGCAUUUGAGUUGUUUUGCAAUGGGGUUUCAACUAAUGGCCCCUUCUGGGAUCAUGUUUUAGGGUACUGGAAAGCGAGCACGGAACGCCCUGAUGAGGUGCUGUUUGUGAAGUACGAGGACAUGAAGAGGGACACAAUGCACCAUGUGAAGAAGCUGGCUGAGUUCAUGGGGCAUCCUUUUUCGUCGGAGGAAGAGAGGGAAGGUGUGCUGCAAGAAGUGAUAGAGUUGUGCAGUUUUGAGAAUUUGAGUAACUUGGAGGUGAACAAAAGUGGGACAUUCCAAGUCCAUGUGGCGUCCCAAACCGGGCAAAAUCAGUUACAGGUGGACAACAGUGCCUUCUUCCGGCGAGGUGAGGUCGGAGACUCCAAGAACCAUCUGACACCUGAGAUGCUCGAGCGUCUUGACAAAAUCACACAAGAAAAGUUGGGCACUUUUGGUUUGGAACUUUAG